Molecule: messenger RNA, 9006 nt
Organism: Epinephelus moara (kelp grouper)
Lineage: Eukaryota; Metazoa; Chordata; Actinopteri; Perciformes; Serranidae
Exons: 65
Coding region: 164-8524 (2786 amino acids)
Biological process (GO): cell-matrix adhesion
Cellular component (GO): cell surface
Source: RefSeq, a predicted model, not a curated record
GUCACAUGAGAACACACCCUUCAGCAGAUUACUGGUGCACCUGUGUCUCAGGUGUCAGAAGACAGUGAUAGUUAAACACCAGCUCUUCACAGCACCUGAAGGAUCCUAACAAGAUUUGCGAAUUCAACACAAAGCCCUCUCAUCCCAUGAGAAUCAUCACAUUAUGAGAUCACGUGGUCUGUUCCUCCUGGUUUACCUACUGGGAAGCUGGUUUGGGACAUCAAGUGCACAAAGUCAUGGAAACAACAAUGCAACCUGCACUUCAAGAGAAACAUGUGGUCAGCAGCCAGAUCCGACCUCUCACUUUCUCCAGUGUGUGGGACUGCCAUUGAAUGACACGGGGAGAGGCCACAUGCGGAGGCUGAAAGAAAUGCUUGAAGCGACGAUGGAUGUGUACACCUCCGUGAGGUCCAGCAUGACAGGAGGGCCACUUCUUAGCAUGCAGGGGGAGCUGGCAUUUAACCCCGAAGCAGACCCCCUCCAGAAUGAAGCCCUGGUCCAGAUGUGGAUGGAGGUCAGGAUAAACCCGCUGCUGAAAUCUGUUACCAAACACUUCCUGACCUGCCUCAGCACCAAGACAUUCAGCUGCCGCACCUACCAGACGAUGGUGAGGGAGCUCAGCAACCAUUAUUCUGAGAUGGAUCCCAUCAGACAAAAGUGGAUCUACACAUUCUUCAUGUUCCCCUUUCUGUCAGGAGACAGAGUAGCUGGUUGUGUGAACCCACAGGAGAGCAGUGAAGAGUGGUUGAUGAGGAAUUUUGGUGCCUUCAGGGUCAUGGCCCGAAUGAAUGACUUUUCAGCACUCAACGUGGUCUUCAGUGGAUUGGAGGUUCUUCACCUACUGACUCCAGCGCAGAAGGCCGAGUUGCUGCUGACGCCAGAGGUUGCAGGUUUAGACAACAGCACCCUAAGCCUGGUCUUUCACAGUUUGUUGACAGGGGGCCCUGGCCAUCCCCCCACCAUCAGCCCUGGAGGGGGCUACAACUGGACGAGCCCUGGAGGGGACUAUAACUGGACGACCCCAGGAGGGGGCUACAACUUGACGACCCCUGGAAGGGGGCACCACUUGACAACCCCUGGAGAGGGGCACCACUUGACAACCCCUGGAGAGGGGCACCACUUGACGACCCCUGGAGGCGGCUACAACUUGACACCCCCUGGAUACACGUCAACCUACCCUCCACAUCCCACAUUUGACCCAUACGCACCAAUGUCCCCACACAACAACUUAGGACAGGUUGCGCAUGGUUUUAUGACGGCUUUCAGACCCCUUGGGAGAUUGGUUCAUGAUUUUGUAUCCUUCACACAAGAGAGGGACGUGUCAGAAAUAAGAAGCACAACUCUCACUCAGUUCCUGCUCAACUGGACUCUGGCUGAACUGGCAGACAUGUAUCGACCACAAGAACCACCUACAGUUCCACAGGAACCACAGUUUGACGUGACCAAUGUGGACGAUUGGUUCCAGCAUGUUGUGAUGCCAGUGUUGCAGAGGCUCCUGCCAGAUGGCGAGUCUGUGCUGCCUCCAAACAUCACAAUGGCCUUCCACCAUGUGUUCUAUCUGGACCAUGGUAUGGACAACGAUGAAACCUCUAUAAUCCAGGACGUCUGUAGCAUCAGUCUUGACAGGCGACCUUGUGGCCUGACAGAUGCAGUGGAAAAUAUGGCGAAUGUUUUGCACUGUGCUGCUCAGAGCAACCUGGAAAUGUCUGAGGAAACUAUCAUGAGAUUGAUUGGAGAGCUGACAGAACGUCUGCAGUUACUGAUGAAAGAGUUGUCCACAGCUAACUUCAGAGAGUUGAUGUCCGACUUUCAGCAGAUCUUUGGCGAGGCGGACUCUCCAUCUCUGACCCAGGAACACCUGGAUGACCCGGACUUCAUUAGGCUCUGGUUUCACAUCAAGCUGAUGCCCCUCCUGUCCAACCCACCCACAGACAUCCUGUCCUGCCUCAGCACCAAGAACUUCUCCUGCCCAGUUUUCCAAACCAUUGUGGCAGGACUCAGCAAUUACACAAAUAUUCAUCAUCCUAAUAACAUCUAUGACUCGUUCAUCUAUCCCUUCCUGCUGCAUCACAACACCUCUGACCCACGGUGUAUCUUCUCAGCCAAUGACAGUGCAGAAUGGCUGACAAAAAACUUUGGUGUCUUCGCGAGAGUUCCCUCCAUCACUGACUUCUACAGGCUCAACCCAGACUUUUCUGGACUGGAAGUUCUUCACCUCUUGUCUCCAAGGCAAAUAGCAGAGAUGCUGCUGUUGCCUCUUCCUACUCCACCUGAGAAAGACGUUGUUAUCAACCAAAUAUUUGACUUCCUAUUGGAGUCUCCUAGAGAGAGGGGACUUCUGGAAGUCCUGGGAGAACUGGCCUAUCUCGCCCAUGGGGUCACCAUAAACUGCAGUGUCUACAACCAGAUUUCUGAAAGAUUCUUCAGAGCCCUACCAAAUCUGCCAUUAGACCUGGAACCAGUCAUCUGGCAUAUUUUUAAUGAACUGACAUACUUUACACCAGAAGAGUGUGUGCUGAAGAGCUUAACGUGCCCAGUAACCCAGUACAAUGCUACCAACAUCUGCAGAGGAGUUAACAGCUCUGACCUGCACUCCAUCUUGAACUCAUCAAUGGAAGUCCCCUGCAGCUUUCCCUUGGAGACAUAUGCAUGUGCACAGCCGGAGAACUUCACAGCCAAUCAGCUGGUGUCUCUUCUGCAGUGCCAUCUGCCUGGAGGCAGUAGGCACUCCAAAAGGUUGUGGAAGAUGCUCCUGACGAAGCUAUCCUUUGUCUUAGACCCAGCUCUGGACAUUUUAGCAAACAUGUCCUUUGUUAUUCCAUCUGGGUCUGUGGUUUUGGAUGUGAUUGGAGAGAUCAGAGUGUCAGUAUGGACUGAGGAGCAGUUGAUGAACAGCAGUGUCAUAAGAGAGUGGUUCUCCGGCCGUCUGAGUGGUCUCCUUCCAUCUGCAUCACCAGUUUUUCUGCGCUGUCUGAGCAGCAGGAACCUCAGCUGUCAUGCAUACCAGCAAAUACUUCGGGAAUUUUUCCCCCUCUUUGAUUAUGAGGCCAACUAUCUUCAAAAGUAUGAGGUCCUCAGAAAUUUCGUCCUCCGUUUCCUGUCGCAGCCACACUCAGGUCCAGGCUGUGUGUCUUUCUCCAACAACAGCGCAGAGUGGCUGAUGAAGAAUCUGGGUCCGUUUUCACAGUUUUUGUCCCUCCAAGAAGUGCUUCAGCUCAACCCCGACUUUAACCCUCUAGAGGUCCUACAACUUCUGACUCCAGAGCAGACUGCAGAGCUACUCGUAUUGAAUUAUCCUAACUCUCCAGAGAAAGACGUCAUAAUAGAUAUGAUCUUUGAUCACCUGACUAACUCUCCUGAUGAGAUGAACCUUCAGCGCUUCCUACUUGCCCUCUGGGCAAUCCAUAACCAGGGAAACCUUUCCUGCUCAUCAUACAAAACACUGUUUACCAGAAUGGAUUCGAUCAUGCCUACAGUUUCUCUUCAAACAGCAUCAAUCAUUGCAUACACUAAGAUGGAGUUAUCCAGAUACAUACCACCAGGUUGCAUCAUAUACAGCGGAGAGUGCAAUGUUACCAUGACAAACGAAACAGACAUUUGUGUUGGAGUGAACAGCACAAUGCUGCAGCUCCGCCUCCACAAUGGACAGAUGAACGGAAGUUUCUGUGACUUUACUGUCGAGGAAUUUGCUUGUGCUUCGUUGACAGCACUGACAGCAGAACAUCUGGCGGCGAUACUGGCAUGCAAUCGCUCCUCCAACUCCAGCAGCUCAAGACCCGUCUGGAAGCUUCUCCUCUCCAAAGCCUCCCAUGUUCUGGACGAAGCUCUGGAUCUUCUAACCAACAUGACUCUUGACCCCAGAAAUCCGGCAGUGUCAAUGAUUUUGGAAUCUAUACGAGAAAUCCGUCUGGACACAUUUAGCAUAACCAGCCUCAACGAUCCCGCUGUCAUCCGGCUGUGGUUCAAACACCGGCUUCGCCCAUUCCUGCCAGCUGUUACGCCCGAGUUCCUCUCAUGUCUCACCACAAAGAGAUUGAACUGCAACACCUACCAGCACAUGGUGCAGAUUUUGAGCCAUCUCCAGCCGCACAUGACACUCAAAAGGCAGAUUUCUGUCUACACACACUUCAUCAUGGUUUUCCUGACCAGGAGUAACACCACAGACUCCAGCUGCAGCUCAAACGUUAACAACAGUGGAGAAUGGCUGCAGAGGAACUUGGGAGGUUUCUCUGUCCUUGUGUCCUUCCAGGAUCUUGAGAUGCUCUACUCCAACUUUUCAGCGAUGGAAGCUUUGCCACAGCUUACAGUCAGACAGCUGGCAGAGGUGUCCUCCACACCUGGCCAGCUCACCUCUGCUGCCCAGGUUCGCAUGGUGAUGAGACACAUCCCCGACAAAUACCUCCCUGCCUUCUUUGAUGACUUCUCACCUGCUAUUAUGAAUCAUGAAAGCAUGUUCCCCUCUUCAGUGAGGUCAGCCAUGUUGCAAGUUGUGUUUGACCGGGCAAACCUCUCAGAUCACUCAGUGGGAGAUUCAGUUGUGUCGCUGUGGCUUCGGAACCGACUGCGCCCCCUGCUGGUCAACCUGUCGCCGCAGCAUGUUGCACCUUUCUUCGCAAUACUGGUGGGAAGAAACUGCAGUAUUGAGCAGCAGGCAGUCGGAGACCUGAAUUCAACAAUCUCCUCUCUGGCCGAAGAUACACAGACAGAAAUCCACAACCACAUCGUUCAAUCUCUCAGAGGACCUAUACCUCUCCACUGCUACAGCAACCACAGUUUCUACAGUUUCCUGGAGCGCUCAUUCAUGGGAUUCCAGUUCCCCAACCUGACCACCUUCCUGUCCCUCAUGCCUCAUGACAGGAUGCAUCAGCUGGUGAACUCCAUCCCUCCAUCAGCUCUUGGAGAUUUUCUCAGUCGCCCUGAUGUUGUCGAUAACGAUGCAGAGCUGUGUGUAAUCUACAACAACUACGUGGAGACACCGAUGUUCCUAGAAACCGAGUCUCUACCGGUGGUGGUGCGGCGGCCCACACUGCCUUGCGUUUGGCCUAUUGCGCUCAGCAGCACCGAGAGUUCAGAGGUUGAUGCCUGGUUUGACCGACGCCUCCCCAACUACUUGGAUUUCCUCACAAAGAGUCUGAUCAGCACCAGCCACACACACAACGCCACUUGCCCAGCAUUCCAAAAGCUCGUUUCAGUUCUUGGUGAAUACAACUACACUGUCGCAGACUUCAUGAGACGAGAUGUGUUCGACACCAUCAGAGCCUACCUCACCUCAGCGACGGAGGCAAGGUGUUACAACUCCAGUGAUCCAGAACUAAACUCCACAGCCUGGUUUGCUGAGUACAUCGGCCCAUUCAUGCCUUUCCUCACUCUGGAUGAUCUUCUUAUGUUUGGACCUGAGCAGGAUAUCCAGGUGUUCACAGUGAACCCUCUGAACAUCGCCCUCUUCAACCACUCUGCUUUACCUCUCAACCUCACCGAAUACUACACCGUGCUCCUUUAUCAACAGGACAGCAACUUCAACCCCUUACUACUUCCUCUGUUGAUGCGGUGUGACGCUCCCGGUCCAGCUUUCAGCCAGCUGACAAAAGAUGAAAGUAUGGUAGUUCUGCACAACCUGACCACUCUCUGUACAGAUCUGGACCCACAGGUUUCUUCAGCUUUGGCGGGUAACCUUGGUGACAGCAUUAAUGCUGAGGCCAUUUCUGCCCUUGGUAAUGAAAGUACCGGCUUGUCUACUGGUCAGAUCAAGACAAUAAAGCCUCAGGACCUGCUUAAUGCCCUCACCACUCUCAGCAUUGUGAUGGGCUGGAAUGAAGGUCAAGCCAAGGCCAUUGUCCAGUCUCUGAUGUCUUCAGGGGGUUUGGAGAUCAACAGCACGGCAACCUUGUUCAUGCUGGGCUCCCUUGUUGUGGGUGUACCUGCGAAAACAUUUACCGGCAUCAGUGGCUCUGAGCUGAUUACUGCAUCCAAAGAUGCUUCAUUUCUGGAACACAUAACAACUGCUCCACAGAUCGUCCAGCAAACUUUUGUUACUCAGAUCAUAUCGGUGAACAGCAGCAGUGAGGUGAUCAUACAGAACGUUCCAGAUGAAAUGGCCACUCAGAUCCCUCGUGCUCUGCUGCUGGGCCUCUCAAAUAAGGGCAGCGUUAUCGGCGAACUUAACAAGAAGAAAUGGAAACGGCAGCAGGUUGAGUUGUUCUUUGAGGUAAUAGCUGUAGAAUCUGCAACCGCAACAAUUGGGAGUCCAAACAGUUUGUCAUCCUCUGUGCUGCAAGGGUUCACGUGCACUGGAGUAAGGUCUAUUCAAACAGUGCAGAUCAAGAGGCUGAUUAAAGCCUGUCGGAGAACGGGCAGCAACAAAGUCAGACUGGUGGAGACCCAGUUGACCUGCAUGUUCAACUACAUUAAAGGAGACCCAGAUGCCAUCAACUUCAACCUCUAUCCUCACGAUAUGCUGCUGUACUAUGAUUACUCUCUGGUGCCACAGGCCAACUGCAGGUCCUAUUUUCAACAGCUGGCAGAAGCAGACUUCUCUGUUUUCUCCUCUGAUCUCAGCUACAUACGGGUUAAUCUGUUUACUAAUGCACGGAGUUGCCUGGGCAUAACGACCACGAGUUUGACUGAGGAUAAUGUAUCAGUCCUGGGAAACAUGUGCUGCACUUUGGAUUCGUCCUACAUCGAGAACUCUGACCCAUCCAUUCUGGAAAAAUUCAAAAACUGCCAGGAUCUCACCAGUGCUCAAGCAGCAGCUGCUGAAGCUCUGCUGCAGAGCGGGACAACACAGUACGGAGCUCCGUCAACAUGGGACGAAAAUACACUGAAGGACCUUGGGAUGUUACCGCUGUAUUUGACUUCGAGCUUCUAUGAUAACUUUGAAAAAAGAACAAAGCGGAGAUUCUUGAGGUAUUUCCUCAGAGUUCUUAGGAGCCAAGGAGUGAGCAGACAGAAGAAGAGGAAUCUGAAGAGACAAAUAAGAAAGUCCAUUAGAAAGAAGUCAAAGCGAUCCAUCGAAAAGGAGUGCACUGUAGGAAUAAUCACCCAGGUGACCAUCAGCGAUGAAACGUUCCCUUUCGACUAUGAUGACAUAACCCAGUUCAACUGCUGCCUCAGCGCCUCAACCGUUAAAGACAACUUGGAUGCCAUCACCCAAAAGGUGGACCAGGAAGAAUACCUCCAGAUUGUUCUCAGCAAGUUGCGAGAGGCUUAUGCUGCCAGCUCUGUCAUCCCAGAGGAUCAGGUUCAACUUUUAGGCCCAGCAUCCCGUGUGGCUACCACUGAUGACAUCAACACGUGGACUAUCACUCAGAUCGACACACUCUCUGCGUUGAUGGACUCGUCUAACGGAGAGUGGGACCCGACCCUGGCUGCGGCCGUCAUCACAAAGUAUCUGAGCAACGAAGGAAACACACUGGGCAAAGCUGAGCUCAAUGCAAUCGGAGGAACCAACCUGUGCUCCCUGGACACCAACGUUUUGAAUACCAUCUCCCCAGAAAGCCUCAAAGAAGCUGACGCCCUGACAGUGUCUAACUGCACCGAGGAGAAAAAGAAAGCACUGUUCGAGAUCGCCAAACAAGCAUUUCCCACAGACACCCGCUCCCGCUCAACUGCCCUUGUUCCUGUCUCCACUUACCAGCUCAUACAACCUUACCUUGGUGGCGCAGACUUAGCGUAUGUCCAAAAUUUGGCAGCCUCCAAUAUCAGCAUGGACAUGGCUACCUUUACCAGUCUCAUUGAGAACGUUUUACUGACCCUGACUGUUGAUGAAGUUCGAGAUCUUCUUGGCACCAACCUGCCAGAUUUAAAGUCCUAUGAAAACCAAACUGUGAUACAGACCUGGACCAGCAGACAGCUACAGAGCGACCUUGACAGACUGGGAGUGGGGAUUACAGGGGGGGGCAGUGCUGGCUCAACACCCUCCUCUGUGACCACCCCCAACUCUGUGACCACCGCCGCUGGCUCUGCAACCACCCCCAACUCUGUGACCACCGCCGCUGGCUCUGCAACCACCCCCAACUCUGUGACCACCGCCGCCGGCUCUGGAACCACCCCCAACUCUGUGACCACCACCGCCGGCUCUGGAACCACCCCCAACUCUGUGACCACCGCCGCCGGCUCUGGAACCACCCGCAACUCUGUGACCACCGCCGCUGGCUCGCUCUGGAACCACCCGCAACUCUGUGACCACCGCCGCUGGCUCUGGAACCACCCGCAACUCUGUGACCACCGCCGCCGGCUCUGGAACCACCCGCAACUCUGUGACCACCGCCGCCGGCUCUGGAACCACCCCCAACUCUGUGACCACCGCCGCUGGCUCUGCAACCACCCCCAACUCUGUGACCACCGCCGCUGGCUCUGCAACCACCCCCAACUCUGUGACCACCACCGCUGGCUCUGCAACCACCCCCAACUCUGUGACCACUACUGCCUCCCCAACCACCUCCAACUCCAUGACUACUACCAGCUCUCCAACCACUGCCAGCCCUGCUGCCCCCAACCCCUCAACAACAAACACCACUUCAGGUAACAAUGGCAUCCAAGCAGACGCUGGCCUCUCCUUCCUCGCUCUCCUCACGCUCCUCAUCACUUCUCUUGUAUGAAGAAACGUGUGGCUGAUUAUUGUAACUGAUGAAUAUAUAUCACAGAAGGAAAUACUGUAGCUACAUGCUACGUUGCAUUGCUUACUACGAAGAAAAUGUUUAAUGUGCAAUAACAAUAUAGCAGAUUUAAAAUAAUGUAUUCUUUUAAACUGAUUCUUCUGUAGUGUGUAUGUUUGCUCUGAAACUUUUUCAUACUUUAUUUUAGACUCAUAUAUUUACUUGAUUUUGUGUUUUUUUUCUUUGAUAAAAAGGUUUAACAAAAAAAUGAAGGUGACAGUUUCUGCUGUAUUUGUGUAGCUGUAAUCCUGUGUUACUUUGAGGUAGCACUUAUUUUAGGCAGGCCUACCCUGAAAAUUAAUUACAUGCCUGAAGCUGAAUGAGAUUAAUAAUAAAUGCAUAUUGUACAUGA